Cutaneotrichosporon cavernicola is the source of this 2316-nucleotide messenger RNA. RefSeq lists its product as uncharacterized. Gene Ontology annotation, molecular function: transcription coregulator activity; histone demethylase activity. Lineage: Eukaryota; Fungi; Basidiomycota; Tremellomycetes; Trichosporonales; Trichosporonaceae. Gene Ontology annotation, biological process: regulation of transcription by RNA polymerase II; protein demethylation. Bases 1 to 2316 code for a protein of 771 amino acids. The transcript is spliced from 10 exons. The record is from RefSeq and is a predicted model, not a curated record.
AUGGAAGCGAGCAAGGACAGAGGAGAGCUCGAAACAUGUCCCAUCUGCCCCGACUCUGGCCCUCCAGUUCCACAGAAGUCAACAACAGAGGACCGCAACGAGGACGACGAGGAGCUGCAGUGGAUCGCCUGCUCCAAAUGCAAGAAGUGGUAUCACUGCGUCUGUGCAGCCCUCAUCCCGGAGUUCAAGGACACGAUUCCCGCCGAGCUGCGCCAGGAGCUGGAAGCCAGUGGGCUGGGAGAGUGGUUUGACUGGGCCAACCGCGUGGAUCGAUGGUAUUGCAAGCCAUGCAUCGACUUCUCAAGAUCACCCGAGAACCCCAAGCCGCCUCGUAAUCCGAUACAGGCGACGCUGCGACGCAGGCGGGUCAAGCAAGGCAGCACGUCAGCUUCGCCCUCCACCAAACGCUCGAGACUCGACUCCCAGGCUAGUGUCACUCCGUCCGCCAACGGGGACGUGACGCCCGAUCGGGGAAGGCCGAAGCGCCGAGCUGCGCUUGACCGCCCUGAUUACUACAACAUGCACAACCAUAACGCGACACCAACGCGCAGCUGGCUGGAUCUCAUCAAGAACCCCGCCAAGCAUGGUCGUGUGAUCAAGGAAGGCAACUUUCCUCGCGUUCCAGGGAGCUUACUGCGCAAGCAGUGGAUUGAGUCUGGAGUCACUGCGUCCGAUGUGGCUGUUGGUGACCUACCCUACCCAACGCACCUUCCUCCGACACUAUUCUACGGCCCUACGCGGGAGCCGCUCGUCGUGCGGCCAGAAGACGGCGGCAUCACCUCGAUGGGUGGUAAAGUGCCGGACCCAGGUUUGACAGUCGACGAUGUCUCGCGCCUUGUUGGUCCACACCGGAUGGUGGAUGUUAUCGAUGUGGCGACCCAGCAGUCCUCGCAGUGGCCCUUGGAGAAGUGGGCCCGGUACGUCAAGGGCCGCUCCGAUCCCAACUCGUCGUCGUCGAGCAAGGUCUACAACAUCAUCUCGCUCGAGAUCUCUGGCACCGACUUAGCCCAGAACGUCCGCGCACCCAGUAUCGUCAGCGACAUAGACUGGGUGGAGAACUUUUGGCCAUUCCCGGGCGGACCAGAGGCUGCAAAGCGAGCUGCUGCUCGCGCUGCGGAUGGACUGGAUGAUGAGGGUCAACCGAAGGGAAAGGCGAAGAACGAGUGGCCGAAGGUGCAGCUUUAUUGCUUGAUGGGGAUGGGGGACGCUUGGACGGAUUGGCACGUCGAUUUUGCCGCGAGCUCUGUCUACUACAGCGUGCACACAGGGUCGAAGAUGUUCUUCUUUAUCAGGCCAACCGAGGCUAAUCUUGCGGCAUAUGCGCGUUGGAGUGGGUCACAUGAGCUGCAGCAAUCGACAUGGCUUCCCGACAUGUGCGACGAAGUACGGAAAGUGACACUUGUGGCUGGAGAUACCAUGAUCAUCCCGGCGGGCUACAUUCAUGCGGUUUUCACUCCUGUUGACAGCAUCGUGUUCGGCGGGAACUUUGUCCACAGUUACGACAUCCCUACCCAACUUCGAAUGCGGGAAAUUGAGAUCGACACCCGUGUUCCGCAACGGUUCCGGCUGUGCUGGUAUGUUGCAGACCGGUUCACGAACGACCUGCGCCAGCUACGGGCAUACCGCCCGACCACCAAGGCUCCGGCAGUUAAGCGUCCGUACGAGCGCAUUCUACGCGGUCUGAUAGUGCUUGCCCGCUUCCUGAUUGGAGAAGCGGACAAGAUGACUGACGAGGCGACGGAGGACAAGCAGCGACAGUCAAUCUACCGGAGAAUCCCAACCGACAUCCAAGAUCCGGCCGCGUUGGCCCACGAGCUGCUCUGGCGUGUCGAGAACGAGUUGCCAGAUCUCUGGGAAGACGAUGACGAAGUCAAGGUGGUCGGAGAGGGAAAGGGAAAGCGCGCGAAGCGCGUUGCGAGUGGAGUCCAGAAGCCUGAGCUCAAGGCGAUGCGUCUGCUCGACAAGCCAGCGCCGUCGCGCACAUGGAAGUUCCAGCCAUCACCUUGGGUACAAGCAGACCACCCCAUCACGAAGACGACUACCAAGGUCUGGUUGCCGCGCCCUGGCCCUGGCGGCGAUGGGGCGCCUGAGGAGGCGACGGAGUCCUCGGCAGUGUAUCAUCAGAGCCGGAAGCGGACGAGAGAGGAGGGCGGCGAGACGAUCCUUGAAGACCAGGAUGUGUUAUUCACGGAGCGUCGCAUCAUCUGGCCAUCUAAGAAGGGUUCAGUUGUUGCGGAGGGUGAUAGGCAGGCCCACGGUUGUACUGAGAACAUGGGGGAAGGUAUAGAAGUCAAGACGGAGGUCCAUCAGCAUUAG